Messenger RNA from Drosophila guanche, 569 nucleotides. It is a transcript of the gene BomT3, whose product is annotated as glycine-rich cell wall structural protein. The transcript has 2 exons. The record is from RefSeq and is a predicted model, not a curated record. NCBI's taxonomy places the organism in Eukaryota, Metazoa, Arthropoda, Insecta, Diptera, Drosophilidae. The coding region runs from base 67 to 408 and encodes 113 amino acids.
AAUGAGCAGCGUAUAUAAGCGGCUGCUGUGAGGUGCACUUGCCCCAGACCUGUUUGACACUUCAUCAUGAGACAUUCGGCGGCAUUUGUGGUUCUCGCACUCUGUGCUUUAGCUCUAACCGAGGCAGCGGUUUACAUUGGCGGCGGCUGCUACAACUGUAACCCGCCCAACGGACAGGGUCCCGGCAUCUAUACGGGUGGUGGAAACGGAGGAGGCGGUACACCCAACUACUACAAUCAAGGAGGCGGCCGAGGCGGUGGAAGCAGCAGUGGUCGUCCAGUUUACUCCGGUAACUUUGGCCCAAAUGGAUACAGUGGUGGCGCUGUCGGUCGAGGAGGUGGCGGUGGUGGCAGAGGAGGUGGCGGCGGCUAUGACGAUGGUCUGACGCAAGUUAUACAAUUUAAAUAAUGUUGCUACCUUCUUAGAGUUAGUAAGCUAGUUUUAGCUAAACUAAAGAAAGUGAUUCUAAUAAUUGUACAUAUGUAUAUGUAUGUGUAACUGAUGUAUUUAAUUGUAAGUCCCAAUGCGCUUUGUUUAUUGGCUAAUGAAUUUUGUUUUAAAUUUGUAAA